AGGUGGCAUUAUGAGAUUCUAGGGAGCAGCCAUAUUGAUAAGUGACUUAAUGCGCUGUAGAUUUCACAAUUUUUUAUAUUAAAUGCAAUGAUAAGUUAACUUCUCUUUUGAAACCGGAGACGUAACCCUGUUGUGCGUGUUCUGCUGAGGUGUGGAAUUAAGUCAAAAAGUUGCUAUGUAUUUUCACUUAUCUUAAUUAUUCAAACUGCCGGAAAACGUUUACGACAGCGCACGGUUAUCGUAUUGCUCGUUGAACACCUGCAAAACGCCCAGAUCGUGGUGUCAUAAUUGAAAUACUUCAUCUUUAAGAUUGCUGACUUCUCUUUCUUCUGUGAUUUACUUUCUUCGAAGAUAGUUUCCAGUGUUCGUCAAUUCUUUACCUUUGUUCUCAUCAGAAUUUCAAUUUUUGACACUCCUUUGUUUAUUUUUGAUCGGAAACAUUGACGUAGUAAUAUAACAAUGGUCACCAAGGAUGAUGAAUACGAUUAUUUAUUUAAAGUUGUUUUGAUUGGAGAUUCAGGUGUUGGAAAGACAAAUUUAUUGUCACGUUUCACAAGAAAUGAAUUCAGUUUAGAGAGUAAAAGUACAAUUGGUGUUGAAUUUGCUACUCGAAGUAUCCAAGUUGAUGGAAAGACAGUGAAAGCUCAGAUCUGGGAUACAGCAGGCCAAGAACGGUAUCGAGCAAUCACCAGUGCCUAUUACAGAGGAGCAGUGGGUGCUCUGUUGGUAUAUGACAUAGCAAAACAUCUGACUUAUGAAAAUGUGGAACGCUGGCUGAAGGAACUUCAGGACCAUGCUGAUCAGAAUAUUGUUAUUAUGUUAGUAGGAAACAAAAGUGAUUUAAGACAUCUACGUGCUGUUCCUACAGAUGAAGCAAGAGCAUUUGCAGAGAAAAACAAUUUAUCUUUUAUUGAAACAUCUGCUCUGGAUACCACAAAUGUAGAAGCUGCUUUUCAACAAAUUUUAACUGAAAUUUAUCGUAUAAUUUCCCAAAAGCAAAUCCGAAAUGAUGCUGACAAUGACCCUUCACCCGGCGGAGACAAUAUUAAGCCUAUUAGCAUUCCACCAACAGACAGUCCAGACAUGCGCAAGAAACCCUGCUGUCAAGCUUAGAAACUUUAACAAUUGGCCUACAUACAUAUUCUGUGCACUUGUUUACUAUUGAAGUUUUCUUCUCUUGUGGCCAAAUGCUGAAGGAGCACCCUUAAUUUUUAUUUUCUCCCUUACCUACGUCUGAUUAUAUACUUCAGCAUUGAUAUUGGUCUGUAAUUAAUAAUAUAUGAAUGGUGUAUGUUCCAUUUAAAUUGAUUUAAAAGAAAAAAAAUUUAUCCUUAAUUAUCAGAGCGGGUGCAUGCAACCUUAUAAGUUUCGCUAGCGAAUAAAUCACAGUAUGUGCACAGUACUCAGGCUUUGUGCUUUUGAGUACAUAUGAAAUAUAAAUUUAUUAUUGAACUCAUGGUGCAUAGUAGUCUUGUACAAUCUAUAGCUUUAUGUUAGGGCGUCGAGUGUGACUUCAUGUACAGUUCUGAUAUUAUUAUACAUUUUAUUAUACUUGUAUUUGCUAUCUGACAGUUAACACAAGCAAUAUAAAAUGUUACAUUGCGUCCCAAAGGUUGCAUGCGUCUGUUAAACAGGAAACUAUUCUGCUGCGUAGCAUUCGUAUACAUAGUUCUGUGUUCAUACAUUUAGAUUUCUUGCGGCUCAUCGACACACUCUCAUCUCGGUCGUGUGCAUGUGUAAUUUAAGAUAAAAAAAUAUUUUUACGAGAACAUCAAAACCUUCCAAUGUUUUCCAAUGCUCGCAAUUGAAAAUUCUGGGUCCAUUUCCACGCAAACAUCUUUGGCUGAGGUAUAUGAAAAAGUUUUUUUUUUGUGCUGUUUUAAUUAUUUAAAAUAUAAUCAGAAAUGCUGUACUUGUUAUAUUAAGCAGAUAUGUUUGUGGAGAGCAAUUAUCUAAAAUUAUAAUAUAAUAAUAAAAGUUAUUUAGGACUUUCUAUAUGAAAGAUUUUUGUUAAGAAAGAAUGUUAAACAUAUUUUACAAGCUUUAACCAGCUGCAAGUUCCAUUUUUAUAGAAUACUCUUUUACUUCAGUAAGUUCAUUGCUGAAAUUGCUGCUUAUUCUCGUCCUAAGUUAUAGAAACUGCUUAAAAUUUUAAAGUUAUGUGAUUUAACAGAAAUUUUCAUCUAAUUGUUGCUAUAACCUGUAGUUGUGGUAUUCAAUCAUCUGCCUUUUUUUAUUAUUGAAUUGUUACAGAGUAUGUUUUAAAUAUCUUAAUAUUAUAUAUAGUACACAUUAUGCCUGCACUGGCUGCAGUAAUAUCAUGUGUUAAGAAAUCACCAUUUGUUCAGGAAGAGAAUUUUAGGGUUAUUUUGAACUUAGUGAUUAAAACGCAUAGGUCAAUGAAUGGAAUUUUUUUGAUUAGUAAGAUUUAUUAGUUUGAUAAUUUAUUUACAAAUUGCAUUAAAUAGUAUUUUGUAUGUUUAUCAUUUUUCUUAUUUACUGUUUUAUAAUUGUAUGCAAGAUAUGUAUGUUUUCUGCGCAUUUUUGAAAUAGUUAACCUAAAAAAAUGGAUUUUAUUUUGACAUAUCCAUAUAACAGUAGUAAAUAAAAUACAUCACUUCAGUAUUUGGGAGAAUAAAGUAUGAAUAAAAUCUGUUUCUUUUGCUUGUUA
Molecule: messenger RNA, 2671 nt
Organism: Argiope bruennichi
Lineage: Eukaryota; Metazoa; Arthropoda; Arachnida; Araneae; Araneidae
Gene: Rab11
Product: ras-related protein Rab-11A-like
Exons: 5
Coding region: 460-1113 (217 amino acids)
Biological process (GO): exocytosis
Cellular component (GO): recycling endosome
Molecular function (GO): GTPase activity; GTP binding
Source: RefSeq, a predicted model, not a curated record